This is a messenger RNA of Trachemys scripta elegans, 1296 nucleotides long. RefSeq names its product olfactory receptor 10A7-like. The record is from RefSeq and is a predicted model, not a curated record. Gene Ontology annotation, biological process: G protein-coupled receptor signaling pathway. The transcript is spliced from 2 exons. Gene Ontology annotation, molecular function: olfactory receptor activity; G protein-coupled receptor activity. NCBI's taxonomy places the organism in Eukaryota, Metazoa, Chordata, Testudines, Emydidae. Gene Ontology annotation, cellular component: membrane. The coding region runs from base 1 to 1296 and encodes 431 amino acids.
AUGGUGCUUCUAACUUCUGCUGUGAUACUGGGAUCAAGCUCCUUCCUCCUCACCCUGAUCUCCUACAUUCCUAUCAUCUCCACUAUCCUAAGGAUACACUCUGUGGACGGCAGGCGUAAAGCCUUCUCCACCUGUUGCUCCCACCUUAUUGUAGUUGGUUUGUUGUACCUGGCAGCUUUUUUCCAGUACACAAAACCCAGCUCAGUCUCCUCUGUGGCUCUAGAUGAAAUGUUCUCCGUCCAGUACAGCAUCCUAACUCCCAUGUUAAACCCCAUUAUCUACAGCCUGAAAAAUAAGGAGGUGAAAACAGCUCGAAGGAAUAUAUUGGAGGAAUUCAGCUCUCUCAAAGUUUGGUUCAUUUCUGCCAUGGUAGACGCAGAACAGGGAAAUCAAACCUCCCUCACAGAGUUCAUCCUCCUGGGAUUUGGGACUGUCCCAAAACUGCAGAUCCUUCUCUUUCUGCUGUUCCUUGUGAUUUACAUUGUGACCAUGGCCGGGAACAUCCUCAUUGUUGUGCUAGUUGUGGCUGAUCAGCACCUUCACACCCCCAUGUACUUCUUCCUGGGGAACUUGUCCUGCUUGGAAACCUGCUACACCUCCACCGUCCUGCCCAGGAUGCUGGCCAGUCUCCUGACUGGGGAUAAGACCAUUUCUAUUGGUGGCUGCAUCACACAAUGUUACUUUGUUGGCUUCUUUGCAGCCACCGAGUGUUAUCUCCUGGCAGCAAUGUCUUAUGAUCGGUACCUAGCGAUAUGCAAACCACUGCAUUAUGCAACCCUUAUGAAUGGCAGUUUCUGCCUCCAGCUAGCAGCUGGGUCUUGGAUAAGUGGGUUACUGGCUAGUUCCAUAGUAACUGGUAUGAUGUUACAAUUACCUUUCUGUGGCCCCAAUGAAAUUGAUCAUUUCUUCUGUGAAUUUACACAAAUAAUAAAUCUCUACCGCAAUGACAUCUACCAGGUGGAGCUUUUAAUUACCAUUCUGUCUGCUUUAUUCACCCUGCCCCCAUUUGCUUUAACUGGAACAUCCUACCUGUGUAUCAUCUCCACCAUCAUGCGAAUCCCUUCCACCACCGGGAGGCAAAAGGCCUUUUCUACCUGCUCCUCUCACCUCAUUGUGGUGACAAUUUUCUAUGGGACCCUGAUCAUUGUGUAUUUGCUACCAAACACCAACACACUCAGAGACCUCAACAAAGUGUUCUCUGUCUUCUACACAAUUCUGACUCCUAUGGCCAAUCCCUUCAUAUACAGCCUGAGAAACAAAGAGGUGAAAGAGGCCCUGAGAAAAAAAUGCCAGUAA